This is a messenger RNA of Corticium candelabrum, 921 nucleotides long. RefSeq lists its product as uncharacterized. The record is from RefSeq and is a predicted model, not a curated record. The transcript has a single exon. Lineage: Eukaryota; Metazoa; Porifera; Homoscleromorpha; Homosclerophorida; Plakinidae. Gene Ontology annotation, biological process: DNA integration; DNA recombination. Gene Ontology annotation, molecular function: DNA binding. The coding region runs from base 499 to 900 and encodes 133 amino acids.
CAGUCUAUGGAAGAAGGGAGUAAUUGGCUUAGACACACCUGUAAAACUACUGAGGGCAGUAUUCUUUUAUAAUGGGAUAAACUUUGCUCUUCGAGGUGGUGCGGAGCACAGAAGCCUCAAAUGGAGUCAGGUGACUAGAUGCAGCCAAACCACAGACGGAUUGUCAAAAGUCUGUUACAUUUAUGUUGAGCACGGAUCCAAAAAUCAUAGUGGUGGACUACGUGAUUUACGGCAUCCAAACAAAAAAGUCACAAGGUAAAUUAUAGUCAAGCUCCAACGUGUUUCUGUAAGGUAAUAGCAUUUUGUGGUUUGUGGUUUAUCAGAUACGCUAAUGAAGAAGCCGGUGACCGUUGCCACGUAAAAAUUUUGGAUCUCUAUCUUAGUAAGUUGCCAGCAGGAUUUUCUCGAGAAGCCUUCUAUUAUAAACCUUUGUCGUCUACUCCUUCAUUUGGUCCUUGGUAUUCAAAGCAAGUAAUCGGUCAUAACACGUUGGCUACAAUGAUGAAAGUGAUGACAGCUGAAGCUGGUCUUCCAGUUCGAACCAACCACGCUCUUCGAGCUACUAGUGCGACAAGGCUGUUUCAAGCGGGAGUUCCUGAACAUGUAAUUCAAGGCAGAACCGGCCACAAAACCUUGCAAGCACUGAGACAAUAUCAAGAGCCAUCCGAAUUGCAGCAAAUGGCAGCGUGCAAAGUUUUGGACAAUGGCCAUGGACACACCGAUUACACUGACGCAAAAGUCAAGGAGUCCGGAGAGACAACGGAACAGGCAGAUGAGCUGAAAGUAGUCGAGGUUGAACAGCCGUCUGAAACGGGAAGACAGAAUCCGGCGCCAUUUGUCAUUUCUGACUGCGUCUUUACAAACUGCAGUACUGUGAACAUUAUUAUUGGUAAAGAAUAAGCUUGUAAUCUAAAAUAGGUA